UCCUCCAGCUUUUCGUUAUCACUAGACUGCCGCAUAACUCAAGCUGUUGUGAUCGCAGAAUUUCUUAAAGGUAAACGAUUAAAAUUAUUACACAGCAAAUGCACCCAGUAUAGUGACUUGUACGUUCAAUUUUGAACAUUACUUUUGUACUGAUCAAGAAACAUAAACGAAUUUGGCUCAGAAUUACCAUAAACUCGUCUAGUUCACAUUGAGUCUUAACCAGCUUACACUAUUGUAAAAUUUAAUACUCAGUCUAUAAAGUUGAUGAUGAAACUGAUGGCCAGCGUACAGGAGAUACAUUCUUUGAGAGAAAGAGGUAGAAAAACUUAAAUAACUUAAAUAAAUAACUCAUAAUACGCAAUCCCAAACUGUGAUAUUAUCAUCUGUAAUCUCUAUAACUGUCUUAAAUUGUCAGCCUAACGUUUGCGGUGAAAGUGCAAACCUUUAGUUUUCACUGAAUUAAGGAAUCACACCAAGUCAGGUCUCAGAAGUAUCACAAAGCAAUGCGGAAAUACGAAACACGAUAUCAUUGGACGAAUCACUGACAAAGCCGAAAAAGUAGUAUCCAAUAGCAUUUCUUGUUAGAAUACUCAUGGCAGAAUUUUCUCUUAACUUGUUACUACGAGAACUUAGUCAAACAAACCACAGCCAGAGUGAUUCAGGCACAUCAUUGUUACACAGAAUAGAUCCAAGAUAACAACAGCGUAGGUUCGUAUAUUUGUACUUUGUGAAUUCUUACAUGUUACCUUAUUCCAUUCUCGUUCUUCUUUUUGUACUCUGUUGGCUGAACUCAAUGAAUACGUAGGUAGGUGAACACUCUCAUGAUACGGAACACGUUUCCAGUUAAAAAGGCGACUGAGUUUAAGUGGGCAAUGGGAAUAUAAGCCUUUGUUCAGUCACUUAGAAUUAUUAAGUAUUAAAUCACCUGCAAGUUAGCGUCUGUUUUCAUAAGUGACUUUCGACUUUCGUGUAAGGGAACUAUAAUUGGGUACCUUUGCUUGGCAAUGUGCAUUUAAAGUGUGUUCAGCCUUUUUAGAAUUCUUCGGAAAAUGUUUCUCGAAAUUGCCGACUGUUUAUCAGUGAAAAAUAGGGUGAUUAAGACAAGAAAGGCGAUAAUCGAAAACAGGCGUUUUGUUGUUUUAUAUGUCGAAGUGGUAAAUCUUAAAGGUGUUAAGAAUUGACUGUUUUAUUAAAAAUGGAUAACAGAUAAUGGCGUAAUUAAAAGAUUUUCUUUGAAAAAUGAAGCGUAUCAUUUCAGUCGAAAGUCCGGAUAAAAUUUUUACAAGUGCAUUUUUUUUUAUAAAGCAAUGCAAAAUCAAACUUGGUUUGUCCGUAAAGAUUUGAAAACAUUUCAAACUUAGGUACGAUUCCAAGACUAAUUUUAAAAGUGUAUUUGCUAGCUGAAAACGUACCAAAUAAAUAACGUAGCUACGAAUAUUAAAGACAGUUAAGAAAACAUGUUGCAAUAUUAAACGCACAUAAGGGGUAAUCGUAAUCUCCUUCUUCAAUUAUUUUGUCUAAUCUAAAAGUUAUUGUUUCAGCGCGAUCUCUGUCCGUUUUGAACAUGAGCCGGUGUCAAGCUGACGUAUAAUGUAAUUUGAAGGAGAAUUUUUAUGACAGAAAGAGCCUUCAAGUUCUAACGGAGCUUGUUCUCUAAGAUGAAAGGAAUAACUGAUGACUGAAACGAAGUUUAUCAUGAGAGGUCCUAUUAAAGGCGUGCACAUAGAGGAGCAAUAGCUUCUAUGAUUUGACAAAACUCCCCGCUGGUCCGCGGACCAAAAAAAUUUCCAGAAAUGUUUGAAAACGAGUAAUCCGAGUUUAAGCAUAGAGAGCUAAAAAGCACGGAAUUACUAGACAGUUAGCCCAAAAAAAAAUUAAAUAAACUCUAAAAAUACUUUCCGUAUUUUAACAUGUUGUGUUUUUAGCCUUAUCAAACUUGCUUCUUAUUUAAACAAAGAAAUUUUUAACAGCUAUUCUCAUUGGUCAAUCCAGAAAUGACUUAGCCAAUCGGAAAGUUUGUCGUGUUUUCGCAUUUCAUACGUCACGAACCCUUCAACUCGUUUUAGCCUGCAACGUAAAAUUAUAGCGCCAAAGGAAAAAAUCCUUUCAAUUGGUCAAUUAAGAAUCCAUUCAACCAAUAAGAACUCUUUUAGCACGUUGUAUUUACCAACCUUAAAACUCUAACUUGUUCAAAACACGUUUGUAUUUAAAGUUAUUCCAGUAGAGGACAUAAAAGCCUCAGCAUUGUGAAGGGAUUUGUCAUUCCUCGUCGGAUGUCUAUAGACAUAUAAGCAAGCUUAAGGUUGGUUUUCAAUGUUUUUUAGAUUUAACUUGGUAACUAUAUACUCAUAUCAACUGUCAAUGUUUUGGAGCUAUUCCAGCGUUUUUUUUUAAAGUUUCAAUUCUCUCAAUUAUUUGAUCUUAAUUACAAAAAAUUCAGAAACCAUCGUUUAAUGUUAAAGUGAAAUUUAUCGGAGUCGCUGUAUUCUCUCCAUGAAGGCACCGAGUAGUCGCUAAUUAACCGUGGCUUUCAUAUACGAAGGUAUCCGUAAUGACUUAUUUGUUAUCGCCUUUUGAGCUAUGCUGAAAAGGGCUUUGUGACUCCGUGCAUACAGAACAUGAAAUUACAAGUCCAUGGUAUACUGUUCUCAAUAAGUAAUGAAUACAGCAGUGUUAAAGAAAUUGCUUUUUCUAUUCUUUCUUUUUUUCUUCCAGUUUCAAAACAAGUAGGAAUGUCGCAAUCAAUUUGUUAAAGCUUGAUUGUAAUCACGUUUUCACAGGUUUUACAAUCAUACAAUCCUGUAUGAAGAUGCCACUGGCCACUAAGUUAUGUGUUCUGCAGUUGCUACUGAUCACUGUCUGUUCUGCAAAUAACAACAACAGCAGCAAACCAGGUGAAAAGGUGAGUUCGUUUGAUCAAAUAUUGCAACUAAGGGGUUGUUUAAUGCAAAUUGUUGUAAGAUGAAAAGUGGUACGGUUUAACAAGCUAUCAGUACGUAAAAGAAUGGAAUGACAUAGGAUAGAAUGAAUAAAACAAUGGUUUAUGAAUGGUUUGGUUUGAUGACUCAAUGAUUGUCAGGGUGUUUAGCCAAAAAAAAUACAUGUCUAAUUUUUAUUUAUACACUUUAGAAAAUAUUUUAUAGGUAUUCCAAGUUAAAGGAUAUUCAGAGCAAAACUCUGAAAAUUGCUCCUACACGACAAUAAUGUCUGUUGCCUUUUUUUCUUUUAGAGCACUACUAAACAGACUUCAUCUUAUGGUUCCUGUGGUCAUGGUGGGUGUUUCUGUGCACCAGGAAUUCCAGGCAUCCCAGGAAGUCCUGGACCCGCGGGACCAGCAGGUGUCGCGGGAUCAUCCGGUAAUCAUGGACCUGAAGGACCCAUGGCCCCACGAGGACACAAAGGUGAUGAAGGAGCCGGUGGAAGACAGGGACUUCCAGGUCCCAGCGGUAACAAAGGAGAAGCAGGCCCCCCUGGUUCCAAGGGACCUCAAGGACCCUCAGGUUCAGCUGGUUCUCCUGGAAACAAGGGUAAUACAGGUGCUCGUGGAAAGCAAGGUCCCCCUGGGCCCAAGGGACCUCAAGGACCCUCAGGUUCAGCUGGUUCCCCCGGAAACAAGGGUGAUACAGGUGCUCGUGGAAGACAAGGUUCCCCAGGUUCCAAGGGGGAUCCGGGAGCGUUUGGUCGUAAUUGGAAACAAUGCGUUUUCAAAAAUAUCAACGAUGGAAAGGACUCUGGAUUGAUUAAGGUAAAAUUAAAUUUACAAUGGCAGGUUAUUGAAUAGUCGCAUUGCGACCCAUAUCAAAUCAAAAAACAACUAAAUAGAGAUAAUGAAAUUGAAGAAGCUUGGAACUUUAUGGUAACUAUUUUCAAGGCGUUUAUUUAUUCCCAUCGGAUACACACUUUCCGAUAUUUCUUCACGGCUGUGAAUGAGGGGUAAUUCAAGUCUUCUGCCCACAUUCAAGUAAAGCCUGGCCAACAUGCAAUUAUUGUUUUAUUCUAGUUGCAUGUUUUGAACGAAAAUUGUCUCCAGUCAAUUAUCUUCGAUUUAUAAAUCACAAAAAGCCCACAAUUCGUUUAUUCGAUCUGACAAAGGUUAUGUAGCAGUAAAAUUGUUAGCUUAAAAAGCCUAGCUUACAUUUCACUGUUUAAUUUUGAAAAUUUUUUCGAUAAUUUUCGCUCAGGAAUGUAUUUUCGGAAAGACGUCAGACAACACAGCGCUGCGUGUCCUCUGGAGCGGCAAUCUUCGCAUCUAUAACUGUAAACGGUGCUGCAGGCGAUGGUAUUUCACUUUUAACGGUGCAGAAUGUUCAACACCAGGUGCCAUUGAUGGAUUGGUGUACAUGCAUGAUGGAACUGGCAGCAGACUUAAUGAAAUGCUUCGUCAUGGUCACAUUGAGGGCGUCUGUGAAAAAAUCCACAAGGGUACUGUGCGCGUUGGAUUCUGGGUCGGCAAUUGUGGUGGUUACGGAUCUGCUGAUGCUUACACAGGCUGGAACUCAGUGUCCCGGAUCUACGUAGAAGAAGUACCUUCCUCGAAAGCUUAG
Molecule: messenger RNA, 4544 nt
Organism: Porites lobata
Lineage: Eukaryota; Metazoa; Cnidaria; Anthozoa; Scleractinia; Poritidae
Source: the annotation of a GenBank genome assembly